Helianthus annuus (common sunflower) is the source of this 1295-nucleotide messenger RNA. RefSeq lists its product as uncharacterized. The record is from RefSeq and is a predicted model, not a curated record. The coding region runs from base 214 to 1098 and encodes 294 amino acids. The transcript is spliced from 4 exons. NCBI's taxonomy places the organism in Eukaryota, Viridiplantae, Streptophyta, Magnoliopsida, Asterales, Asteraceae.
CAUAUUUUUCUAUCCUCCUCCUCUCCAAGCAACGACAACUCAUCUCCCUCUCUCUCUCUCUACUUUCUCUCUCUAAUCUAAUCUCUUCAUUCCUCCCAUCUUUCUCUCUAAAUCCGAUCCCCCAUCACUUACCACCAAUUACCCACUUGUUCUUCAUCUGGGUUUCGAAUCUUUCCCAUCGAAAACACAAACUUUAUUUUCUUGAAACCUGCAAUGAAACAGAUUAUCGACGGCGGCGGCGGUGACUUCAUACUUCCGACAGACGAAGAGGUUGACGUGGCUAAAACAUUAUUAAUGAUACAGAAAUUAUCAGCCAAGGAGGAGUUAAUUAAUCGCUUCAGUUUCACGUGGGGUGUCAAGAAGAAACGAUCUGUCUUGGUUUCCAAAUCGGAAUCUUCUCCGUCACCGUUGCCGGAGAAAGUGACGGCGGAGGAAGCCGAUAAAAGCCCGUCAACGCCGCUCAACUUCUUGCCUAGUGGUAGCGACGGUGUUGAUAAGCGUAAAACGUCGUCGUCUGGGAAGAGAAGUUUGAAGAGAAAGGCAACUGAUGAUUUGGUGGAGAGUUACAAUAGAAUGCAACAAGAAAGAGAAAUUCUCUUGAAGGAAACAAAGGCCAUGAAAAUUUUGCAUCAAGAACUUUCUUCUACAAAUCUUGAACUAAAAGCAAUUAUACAAAAGGUAAAUUAUUCAAGAAACAUUAAAGAUUUCCAUGUAUGGAAUAAAUCUAUGAAAAUAUAUGAUCAACAAAGUUAUCCACAAAUUACCAUGUUUGCCCCUCCAACACAACAACAACGUUGUCAACAAUUAGUAGUGGAUCCCAACAAUGGCAAACUGUUGGCAGUGUCAUGCUCCGGUAACAGUCACGGUGGAGGUAGAUUUGGGAUGAUCAAUCAGAUGGAUCCACGUGUCAAGAUGCAAGGGGAGGCUUAUGAUUUCAUGGGUUGUUCUCAACCGUUGGAUCAAAGUAAAUACUUGAUGAUGGAUAAUGAUCUACGGAUGAGGACUGCUGCAGCAGCUGCUAGAAAGAGGAGGAUAUUGAGGAUGAAAGAGAACAAGAAUGCUUUGUUGGCUUUGAAGCUAGCAAGAGGGUCUAGAUGAUGGUGGGUUUGACUUUUGUUGGUCUUGGUCAACCAUAUUGGGGUGGUUUGGUAAUUUUGACUCAUUUCUUUUUGGUUAUUCUUUGGUUUAGGGUUAGUGAUACAUUGGUGAAUUAGUUCAAAGACAUUUUUUAAAUACAAUCUAUUUUGGGUACUUUUUAUAGAAGUUAAAAAGAGUACUUUUGGGUAUUUUUAUUA